AUCCUAAGACAAGCCGAGGGGUCUCCGGUCAUUCAACCGCCCUCUUGCUUCGCUGGUGCCCUAAAUUUCAGGCGCGCUCGCAAGAACAGAAACAAAUCCACCCAUUUCUUUCCCUUUUUUUUCCUCUCCAAUCAGGUAUGAAUUUUCUCUCUCGAAUCCAAAUUCUCGCGCUUCUCCGCAUUCGGAAACCUUUCCAUCCCAAGAAAAAUGGCGUUUUCUGAUCUUUUUCUCGCCUCCGAUCCUUCGAACCGCCUCAGAUCCCACGCUUCCUCGCAUCUCUUCUCCGGAUUAGGGUUCGAAACAUCCUCCGAUCAGCGCCGGGAUACCCUCAUAUCCACCUAAUCUCGUCCCGAUUUGAGCGUUUCCCUUUUCGGAUCUAACCCUAAAUCUUCGUUCUGCGUGUUCUCGAUCUUGUUGGGCGGUCGAUUUGGGGCAGUGAUGAAUCCGCGAGGAAGAUAUCCUCCCGGCAUCGGCAAUGGUGGUGGGGGGCACUAUGGAGCUAGCCCUAAUUACUAUGGGAGAAAUCCCCAGCCGCAGCAGCAUUAUAUUCCGAGGAAUCAAGUACAGAGCCAGCAGAAUCAGCAAUUCCAACAGCUACAGCAGCAGCAAUGGUUGAGAAGGAAUCAAAUGGGGAGCAAUUCUGGGAACAGUGAAGCAGCAGCAAAAUCUGUUCAAUCUGAUGCCGUUGAUUCCAGUUCUCAAGAUUGGAAGGCACGGUUGAAGAUACCACCACCUGACACACGUUACAUGACUGAGGAUGUUACUGCAACUAAAGGAAAUGAAUUUGAAAGACUAUUUUCUGAAGCGGGAGCUGCUUAUGGAAUAUAUGAAAAGGGAUUUGAGAGACCUUCUCCUAUUCAGGAAGAAAGCAUUCCAAUUGCAUUAACUGGCAGUGAUCUUGCUAGAGCUAAAAAUGGGACUGGGGAAAACAGCUGCUUUUGCAUUCCUGCACUGGAAAAAAUUGAUCAAGAUAGUAAUGUCAUUCAAGGUUUGCUUUUUGCACUUACGAUACCAUUGAUAAGUUUGCUAUACAUCAUAUCUGCUACCAUCAUAUGUUACCUCUCAUUUUAUAUUGGUUCCCACCCGAGAAUUAGCACUUCAGACAUCACAAGUUUGCAAGGAACUUGGAAAAUAUUGAAGAUUCAAGUAUGGUCACACUGGAGAACCAGCUUGAAAGAUGACAUUAUGCGCUUAUACCAGCCUGUACAUCUACUUGUUGGAACCCCAGGUCGCAUACUUGAUCUUGCGAAGAAAGGUGUUUGCAUUCUGAAGGAUUCUUCAAUGCUCAUUUGGAUGAGAUACAUGUUAGGUUCUUCUUUUUGCAGAUCUUUUUACAAGGGGAUUGACAUUCAAGCUGUUAACGUUGUUAUCAACUUCGAUUUUCCCAAGAACUCAGAGACAUAUCUCCACCGGGUUGGGCGUUCAGGAAGAUUUGGUCACCUUGGUUUAGCAGUUAACCUGAUCACCUAUGAGGAUCGUUUCAACUUGAAUAGGAUUGAGCAAGAACUUGGAACUGAGAUAAAGCAGAUUCCUCCACAGAUAGAUCAGACUAUUUACUGCAGAUGAUCUAUCAUGAUAAUUAAGUUUGGCAUCCUUGGAAUUGGUGAAUGAUUAGCAGACCUUUUUCGCCUGUAUAUAUUGUCUUAUCAUGGCUGGUUAACCCUUAAAGACACUUAUUUUGCAUUUGACGGGGCAUUUGUUGAGACCAUGUAGCGGGUUUCAACGUUUUAGGUGGACACUGUAUGGUGAUUGCUGUUGUACGCCACUUGUUAAUAUUCAAACUUCUGGUCUCAGUGCUCGGUCACUGAUGCUAACAAGUGAUACAGAAGUAGAUUAUUUUGCGGUUCUGGAUACUUGCUUCCAUUGAAUUACUUCUGACUUAGCUAUUUUUUAUCUCAUCCUUUUAAAGGUGCAUUUCUUGCAGACACUUCCAGGUGUUGCAUAGCUUGAUGCCAUUGAAUGCAAAAAUCGAAGCUUAUGGUUUAUGGCCUGUAUAUUUGUGUUUGCUGAAAAGUUGUGCUCUCAAAUUUACUCUUCUAACUUGUCAAACUUGUUAUCAGCAGAAGACUCGAUUCUCUGUCUUUCUUUACUCUAAAGCAUCCUUUUAGUUAAUGUCAAUCACCUUCAAUA
Phoenix dactylifera (date palm) is the source of this 2130-nucleotide messenger RNA. The record is from RefSeq and is a predicted model, not a curated record. Lineage: Eukaryota; Viridiplantae; Streptophyta; Magnoliopsida; Arecales; Arecaceae.